AUGAUACCCAUUAGGAUUGGAUCUGUGACUAGGCUGACUUUCGUCCAAUGUAGUCGAAGACUCGCUACAGCCGAAACACAGGUUUUUGAAGAUGAAGGAAAGAAAAAGGUAAAAGUUGCUUCCAGAAGAAGGUCAACUAAGUUUUCUGAUACGCUAAACAUGGGUCCUUCUUUUGAUGACUUUGUUAGUGGGAAAGCAAAAGAUAUGAUUAUUGAUCCAUUGGAAACUGCGAGAAGUGAUGAAAAUUUAAGGCUACCGAAAUGGUUAAAGGUACCAAUUCCCAAAGGACAGUCAUUUCACAAUUUAAAGAAGGAUGUAAGAGAAUUAAAGUUAGCGACUGUAUGUGAAGAAGCUAAGUGCCCAAAUAUUGGCGAAUGCUGGGGUGGGAAGAAAUCGGAAGCGACUGCAACAAUAAUGUUGAUGGGAGAUACUUGUACUAGGGGUUGCAGAUUUUGCUCGGUCAAAACUAAUAGAACACCUGAUAAGCCUGAUCCUAUGGAGCCCGAAAAUACUGCUGAAGCAAUUAAAAGAUGGGGAUUAGGUUACGUGGUUUUGACAACCGUUGACAGAGAUGAUUUAGCAGAUGGCGGUGCGAACCAUUUGGCUGAGACUGUCAUGAAGAUUAAGCAAAAGGCACCACAGAUAUUAGUUGAAGUUUUGAGUGGUGAUUUUAGAGGUGACCUUGAAAUGACAGGAUUACUUUCAAAAUCAGGUUUAGAUGUUUAUGCACAUAAUAUAGAGACAGUGGAAGCACUCACGCCACACGUGAGAGAUCGUCGAGCAACUUAUAGACAAUCGCUUUCCGUAUUGAAGAAGGCAAAGGAGGUUAAGCCAUCUCUUGUUACGAAGACUUCGAUGAUGCUUGGACUUGGUGAAACAGAUGAGCAAAUUUUACAGACACUCAAGGAUUUGAGAGAAAUAAAGUGUGAUGUUGUGACUUUUGGGCAAUACAUGCGUCCAACUAAAAGGCAUAUGAAAGUAGUAGAAUAUAUAACUCCAGCGAAAUUUGACUAUUGGAAGGAGAGGGCCUUGGAAAUGGGAUUUCUUUAUGUUGCUAGUGGGCCCUUAGUAAGAUCAUCCUACAAAGCCGGUGAGGCAUUUAUAGAAAACGUUAUUCGUAAGUCGAGACACAACGUUGGAGAUAGCCCAAGGCUUAUUGAAUCUGACGAUACAAGGCCGUUUACAUAG
Messenger RNA from Priceomyces carsonii, 1188 nucleotides. RefSeq names its product putative lipoate synthase (gene LAB5). Gene Ontology annotation, molecular function: lipoate synthase activity; 4 iron, 4 sulfur cluster binding. Bases 1 to 1188 code for a protein of 395 amino acids. NCBI's taxonomy places the organism in Eukaryota, Fungi, Ascomycota, Pichiomycetes, Serinales, Debaryomycetaceae. The record is from RefSeq and is a predicted model, not a curated record. Gene Ontology annotation, biological process: lipoate biosynthetic process. Gene Ontology annotation, cellular component: mitochondrion. The transcript has a single exon.